AUGGCACCACCCGAUGGUGGAUACGGAUGGGUGGUCGUCGGAGCCUGCUUCCUCAACAACUUUUCGAUGCUGGGGAUUAUGUUCUCCUGGGGCAUCUUCCAGCAGCUGUACAAGGACGAGGUGUUUCCAGGCCAGACAUCUGCAGUGUCUUGGAUUGGAACGUUGGCGUUUGGAUUCAUGUAUAUUGUGGGCGGAGUCUUCUCGCUGUUUGCGGCCAAAAUCGGGUACCGCAAGAUGAUCUUCAUGGGUUCAUUCUUUGUUGCUGGAGGAUGUGUGGGUGCCUCCUUUGCCACUCAGGUCUGGCACCUGUACCUUACCCAAGGUAUCCUCUACGGUCUGGGAGCUGCAAUGGCAAACCCCUGUGUCUUGUCCGCCCCCUCCCAAUGGUUCGUCAUCCGUCGCGGCAUGGCCUCUGGUAUCGCCAUCUCUGGAUCGGGCGUCGGAGGCCUUGUCUUUUCGGUCCUGAUCGAGAGGCUGAACGCGUCGAUCGGCCACCGCUGGUGUCUCCGUGUUCUGGGAAUCAUUGUCUGGUGCUCGAUGAUCAUUUGUGCCAUCCUGAUCCGCCAAUUCUCGCCCAAGGGUGCCCAGGCUGUCAAUGUCUCGAUGAAGGAUAUUGAGACCAUGCGGAAACCAGCCUUCUUACUCCUCCUCUCGGGAGUCUUGCUGACUUCCUUUGGUUACUUCUCACCUCUUAACCUCUUGCCCUCCUAUGCGGUAGAUCAUAACCUCACACGCGGUCAAGGAGCAAUGCUGAACUCAUUCUUGAACGGCGCCUCCUUCUUUGGUCGAUUCGCUGGCGGAAUCUUUGGGGACCGAUUCGGACUGGUCAACCUAACCGUAUUCUGCGUCGGCGCUAGUGCUCUGACCACCCUUGUGAUCUGGAUGUUUGCGACGACCCUCCCUGUCCUCCUAGUCUAUGUCAUCCUCUAUGGACUCAUGGGCGGUGGAUUCAUCUCCCUCUUGGCGCCCGUCCUGGCUGAGCAGUUUGGUACCGGUUCGUUGACCAUCCUGGUGGGGAUCACGUUUGGAGUCAAUGGGUUGGGGUCAUUGUUGGGCACGCCUAUCGCGACUGCGAUCUUGGCUAGUCUCGGAGGGGAUAUGGUUGAUGGAGUUGCGCCUAACUCUGAUAAGGGCUACCGAGGUGCCGUGGGGUUCAUUGGAGGGGUUAUGGCAGUUGGUGCCUGUAUGCUCUUCUUGCUUAAGCUUAAAGUUGGUGGCAAACGUCAAGCUGUCGCCUAA
Messenger RNA from Linnemannia hyalina, 1239 nucleotides. The record is from the annotation of a GenBank genome assembly. NCBI's taxonomy places the organism in Eukaryota, Fungi, Mortierellomycota, Mortierellomycetes, Mortierellales, Mortierellaceae.